This is a messenger RNA of Phragmites australis (common reed), 672 nucleotides long. RefSeq names its product early nodulin-like protein 21. The coding region runs from base 1 to 639 and encodes 212 amino acids. The record is from RefSeq and is a predicted model, not a curated record. The transcript is spliced from 2 exons. Gene Ontology annotation, cellular component: plasma membrane. NCBI's taxonomy places the organism in Eukaryota, Viridiplantae, Streptophyta, Magnoliopsida, Poales, Poaceae. Gene Ontology annotation, molecular function: electron transfer activity.
AUGGCCAGCCUCCUCGCCGUCGUCUUCUCCUGCGUCCUCCUCGCCGCCUCGGUGUCAUCGCUGCCGCCGUCGGUGUUCAACGUCGGCGACGAGCGGGGGUGGACGGUGCCGUCGGGCAACGGCACCGAGACGUACAACCACUGGGCCAAGAGGAACCGCUUCCAAGUGGGCGACGUCCUGGAUUUCAAGUACGCCAACGACUCGGUGCUGCUGGUGAACCACGACGACUACAAGCAGUGCAGCACGGAUAGCCCGCUGAGCCGGUUCACGGACGGCGACACCAAGUUCACGUUCGACCGCUACGGUCUCUUCUACUUCGUCAGCGGCGUCCCGGGCCACUGCGAAGCAGGGCAGCGGAUGAUCGCGCGCGUCAAGGCGCCCUCCGCGCUGACCGGUGCCCCUGCCGCGGCGCCGGGGAUGCCGCCCUCCGUCGGUGGCAGCAUCGGCGGCGGCGCGUCCAGCCCGGUGUCAUCACCCGGCGGCGUCCCUCCCGGGUCCAGCUCCACUACCACUUCCACCCCGAGCCCGAGCUCGCUGCCCCAGGCCAGCGGCGCGUCUAGGUGUAUUCUUAGCGUUGUUUCCUCCAUUGUAGUAGGGCUUGUGGUUGUGGGUGUCGUCACUCUGUUCGUGUUGGUUUGAGCUUAGACGUCUGGUUUCUCGAUUGGUAGUUGA